AUGUUGUCGAGAGAAAACCUGUCGGUUAGUCUGGACUGUUCUGGAAAUGCACUAACGACGAUUCCGACAGAUUUGGCGACGAACGUAUGUGCCCCGAACCAGGAGAAAAGUGAAGUCAGCAGCAGCUGCACGGUCAGUGGAAGCGAUCUACACGGAAAAGAGGUCACCCUACAACAGCUCCUCAGGGCAACCCGCGAGAUCCAGUGGAUGAAAAAAACUGAUACCCGGCUCGCAAAAUCUCCAACCACCACUGCACAGUGGAGCUUGGAGCUAGAAGCUGCCGAUCUGCCACGAUCCGCCAUAAGCUUCUUCGUCGGUUGCAAAAAUACUAAGGCCACACGAAACGGAGGGAAUACAGAGGUGUCGGUGUGCAAGGUCCCGGUAAAUGUGGAAGCGAGAGCUUCUUCUGUGGGAGGCAAUAACGCCGUCACCUGCGCGUAUGGCAAGGAGAGCAACCCUCAGCCCUUACAGGUGGAGAUGUCAACAGAGAAGAACACCGAGACCAUCGACUGCGGGACGGACGGUUCUCUCCACCCUGCCACAUCUACAGCUGAGUACUGCGUCGCUGACAGUACAAACUUGGAGAGCUGCACGACGAAGGCGUUUGUAGAUAUUUUUCCUACAUUUGUUACCAGCUGGUGGACAACGGAGGCGAAGGGUAUUUCCGCUAAGCUGACAACUCCGGCGAAGGACUUUCCGGAAGCCGAACAGCAGUUCCGACCGGGCUGUGUCCCCAAACAGUCGGCACCGUCUCCAGAUACAAACGGAUUAGAAAGGCUUGGAGACGGAGACAGCGCUGAACAGACUGGCGCAACCACGUCUAGCUGCAACGUAAUUGUCACUCUUAAGACAUCAAACUCUACUUCGUUAGCAUCUUCAACAGCACAAAUGGCAGCUGUAGCCGGUGGUGCGGCCGCAUUGACAGGAUUCCUCGUGGGCUCCUUUUGUUGA
Messenger RNA from Neospora caninum, 951 nucleotides. RefSeq names its product srs domain-containing protein. The record is from RefSeq and is a predicted model, not a curated record. NCBI's taxonomy places the organism in Eukaryota, Apicomplexa, Conoidasida, Eucoccidiorida, Sarcocystidae. The transcript has a single exon. Gene Ontology annotation, cellular component: membrane. Bases 1 to 951 code for a protein of 316 amino acids.